AUGGUCGUCCCUGCGCAGAUCCCAAAAACGCGCGUUUAUCGCAAAGCUCGCGAUUCUGAUAAAGAAGUUGAAAUUGAAGCAAAGCGAAAUGCGAGAAAUCGAGCAAGCAAGCCAAUGCCGGACGAUGUUAUACUAGAGAGGAUCCGACGAGCUUCCGGAAUCUCCGAAAACACGAAGCUCAACAUGGAAUACAUGUUCAGAAAACGGGUUCUAUCGCUGGGCGCUGAUGUCCUACCAGAGUACAAGCUUCAAAAGCCUCAAAUUUCUCCAUUCACGAUUCUUCACUACUCGCCUUUCAAGGCAAUAUGGGACUGGGUCAUACUGCUUCUGGUCAUUUACACUGCCAUCAUUACACCUUUCAUCGCCGUCUUCUAUCUCAACCUGGAUCACGAGAAUAUGCCCUGGCAAGCGAUGAAUUUGAAUUAUCUCAAUGGCCUCAAUAAUCCGAUCGUCAUCAUAGAGCUCAUCGUCGAUAUUAUGUUCAUCAUUGAUAUCGUGAUCAACUUUAGGACAACAUAUGUUAAUCAAAACGAUGAAGUGAUUUCCAAUUCCUGGAAAAUAGCAAUCCAUUAUUUCAAAGGCUGGUUUCUGAUCGACCUCGUCGCCGCGGUCCCUUUCGAUCUUCUUGUUCAAAACCAGGAUCAAGGAAGUGACUCGAGCCCCGAACAAACGACACUGAUCAUCACCCUUUUGAAAACUGCCCGUCUUUUGCGACUUGUCAGAGUAGCGCGCAAAUUAGAUCGCUACUCCGAAUACGGUGCUGCCGUGCUAUUCUUGCUGAUGGCAGGAUUUGCGCUGGUUGCGCACUGGCUGGCGUGCAUUUGGUAUGCAAUCGCAAAUGCCGAACGGCCUGGCUUGACAAAUAGAAUCGGCUGGCUCGAUCAACUUGCGAACACAACGUUGCAGCCCUUCAAUGACAUCGUCGAUCAUACUGGGAAGAUUUCGAAUUCCUCUGGAGGACCUCCACUUAGCGACAGGUAUAUCACGGCUCUUUACUUCACGUUUUCUUCGUUGACUUCUGUUGGCUUUGGAAACGUCAGUCCGAACACGAACAAUGAGAAAGUUUGUUCGGUCCUCAUUAUGCUCAUUGGAUCGUUGAUGUACGCUUCCAUCUUUGGAAACGUCUCGGCAAUCAUUCAACGACUCUAUUCUGGAACCGCUCGGUAUCAUGCUCAGAUGAACCGCGUUCGAGAGUUCAUCCGAUUCCACCAAAUUCCGAAUCCUCUCCGACAGCGACUAGAAGAGUACUUUCAACACGCAUGGUCGUACACAAACGGAAUCGACAUGACAAUGGUUCUCAAGGGAUUUCCUGAAUGUCUCCAGGCAGACAUUGCUCUUCAUUUGAAUCGAAAUUUGCUCAAAGGAUGCGAGGCCUUUGCUGGCAUGUCGCCUGGAUGUCUUAGGACCUUGUCACUGAAGUUUCGAACCACACAUGCACCACCCGGCGAUACUCUUGUGCAUACAGGAGAUGUUCUUACUGCGAUUUACUUCAUCUCAAGGGGGAGCUUGGAGAUCUUGAAAGAUGAUCAAGUUGUGGCCAUUCUUGGAAAGAAUGAUACCUUCGGUGAAAUAAUGAAGAACAAUAUCAGAGGCAAAUCAAGCUCCACUGUUCGAGCGCUGACUUAUUGCGACCUUCAUAAAAUCCACGCGGACGACAUUGCGAGCGUUCUGAAUAUGUAUCCAGAACAUGCUUGUGAUUUCUGGGAGAACUUAGACCUGACUUACAAUCUUCGAAAGGACUCAACUGACCCAUCGUUUCAAUCAACUCCUGUCGGUUCACCAAAAUCAUCUGUUUAUAACUUGAUUAACAGCUCGAUCGAUAUUGAUAAAGAGGAAGAUGAGCCAGUGAAGAAAGUAACUGGAGAAGAAAAAUACAUAGAACUAUCACCAAGCGUAUCUGAAACCCCGCAAAAAGAAAACUCUGAUACUCUUUCAACAAGAAUUGCAGUCAUUGAGGAUAGACUUCAGCGACUUGACUCGAAACUAAGCAGUGAGUUGAGCUCUAUAAAACUGUUACUGCUUGAGCUCACUCAAAAAGAAGUGACAAAAAGUUCAGAAGAAAAAGGAUAA
Oikopleura dioica is the source of this 2070-nucleotide messenger RNA. Lineage: Eukaryota; Metazoa; Chordata; Appendicularia; Copelata; Oikopleuridae. The record is from the annotation of a GenBank genome assembly.